AUGAUAUUGUCACGCUUAGCAUUUUUGACAAUUCUUUUUUUAAGUUGCCUAUGUGAUAAUGCUACUGAGCAAGUAACUAGACAGGCAAUAAGAGAGCAAAUAAUGCCCUGUUUGGAAAACACCAGUACUGAGGCUGUAGUUAAUUAUUACGCCAACUCAGUAUUUAUAUACUUAAAGAAUGACGAAAGUUUUUCUCCAAAUUCGACACAUAAGGAACUAGCUGACUGCUUGCACAAUCGUACAGCGCCAGCGUCGGUACAAGUUAUCGAUGGGCCGAUCUCAGAAUCAUCCAAGUAUUACAACAUUGUUGGGCAGGGUGAGAGAGAUAACAGUUUUGACUACGAAAGCGAUGAUGCAACUGACAGUACGGGUGCAUCAAGUGAUUAUAGUACAGACCUCAACCAGGGGAUGGUAGCCAUAGGUGAUGAAUCUAAUGGAGUAAUGAGGCCCAUCAGUAACUAUAAAAGAGACAUACCGUAUGCGACGUUUCAUAGUAUAGGUGAUUGUGGUGGCGUCAUUAAGAAACUGGGCACUUUCAAAUAUAUUUAUCAGUCAGUACUACCAAACGCGAAUUCAAUUGUACACUGGAGCAUAUUUUGGUUGCGAAUUUUAAACAUUAACAGCAACUUUAGAGAAUGUUCCACCGAGUUUGUCAUUCGUUAA
Molecule: messenger RNA, 663 nt
Organism: Meyerozyma guilliermondii ATCC 6260
Lineage: Eukaryota; Fungi; Ascomycota; Pichiomycetes; Serinales; Debaryomycetaceae
Exons: 1
Coding region: 1-663 (220 amino acids)
Source: RefSeq, a predicted model, not a curated record